Molecule: messenger RNA, 1266 nt
Organism: Coprinopsis cinerea okayama7#130
Lineage: Eukaryota; Fungi; Basidiomycota; Agaricomycetes; Agaricales; Psathyrellaceae
Exons: 2
Coding region: 1-1266 (421 amino acids)
Source: RefSeq, a predicted model, not a curated record
AUGCAAAAGGUCAUUGACACCCUCCCAUGGCCAGUCAGCUUCGACGUCUAUACUACAGGCUUCGAUGUCUUGUUUACGGACUCCCGCUCCGAGUCACACUUCAGCGAACCCAGCAUCGUCGACUUCCUGGUUGCCUCUGCCAAUUUCCUGGAGUACGAAGGCCACGGCCCCGAACGCAUGGAGCGCGUGGCGUUUUCACUAGGCCAGUGUUUCGACAUAAAGGUUUGGGAGGAGAAGGGGUACCUGGAGAAGAUUGAAGAAGACGUUCGAGAGAUGUUUGUGCAGGCAGCUGGGACGAUCAAGGAGGUGCUGGACGAGAGGGAGUGGGACUCUAUUAACGGCGUGGAGGAGAAGGUCAACAAUAUGCAGAAGAACCUCAUGGAUUUGAAAGGCGCACAUGCAAAAGACAUAAAGCGGGUGCAAGACACACAUUCCAGAGACCUCAAGCAACUGCAAGAGUCGUACGCGAAGGAUCUCAAGGCUUUGGAAGCCAGGCUUUCCAAAUCGGAGAAGGACAACCGCGCAGCUGUGGACGCCGCUCUUACCAACUUUCACCACGAUCUGCACAAGGAGAGGCACGAACGUUUGCAGGUCGACGCUCGAGUAUCUUCGAACUAUGCCAGCCUUUGUCGAGAAAUUGCUGCACGCAAUGAGAUGAACGACAAUCAGAUUCGCGAUUUGCGGACCCGGCUGGCCGAGGGCGAGGCCAAGGUCACCGGCCUCGAGGGCCAGUGGAAGAAAGAGGCUUCGAAUCUUACCUUCGCCGACAAGCAACUAAUAUCCUCCCUUGUAACUUUGGGAGAAAAGGUCUACAUGGAUCACACGUUCCCUGGCUUCGAAAGGAGGGUCGACAACUGCAUCACUCGCUAUUUCGUGGAGUUCGGAAGCGCCCCAUCGCCUCACGAUGGCCAUCAAGCUGACGUGGAGAAGGUCAUCGACAAUCUCCCGUGGCCCGUCAAGCUCAACGUCCGCACCAAAGGCUUUGCGUGUACAUUUACGGAGCUCAAGUGGCGCUUCAAUAAACCCGAGGUUCUCGAGUUCUUGAAGGAGUACGCGGAGUUCCUCCAAUCUGAAGGACAUGGACCAGAGCGAAUGGAGCGUGUCGUCUCUUCAUUGACGCAGUGUUUCGACUCAAAGGUGUGGGAGGAGAAGGGGUACCUGGGGAGGAUAUGUCGAGACGAUGUUCGUGAGAUGUUUGUCAAGGCGGCAGGGGCGGUCAAGGACGUGUUGGACUCCAGGGAAUGGGUCGCACUCUCUGAUUUGUAG